AUGCGCCUGGCGCAGCGCCGGAGCGGGCGGGUGGCGAUGGCGGCUGCCGUGGGGUUCUCGUCCUCGCUGGGCUCUCCCGCCGUGAGUGAGCUGUGCCAGAACAGGCGGGAGAUCUUCCUGGAGGCCUCACGGCUGCUCCUCACUUACGCUGACAACAUCCUCCGGAAUCCCUAUGAGGAAAAAUACAGAUUAAUUCGGAUUGGAAAUCCAGCAUUUUCCACAAGGCUGUUGCCUGUCAGAGGAGCAGUUGAAUGUUUAUUUGAGAUGGGGUUUCAAGAGGGAGAAACUCACCUGGUUUUCCCUAAGGAAGCUUCAAUUGAGCAACUACGUAAAAUCAGGGACUUAAUUGCUGGAGAGAGGAGCAGCAGACUGAAUGAGUCAAACCAGAUCCACAGAUCAGGAUCCUCUGAAACUGUCAGCAGCCCUCAGACAGCUGCACAACGGCCUUCGAGAUCUGUUGACUCUGUUCUCGCCCCUGCCCGUCAGCAACCAGAAACAUCACUUGUGCAAUCUCUUGAAAUGGCUGCAAAUAUCUUGAAAACACUUCAAACAAAAUUUGAGGAUCUUGUAUUGAUGUAUGAGAAUCCUUCUAUUCAGCAGAAAGCACUAGCUGCAAUUCCCCUCCAGGAAUUGAAAAGCAAGGCUCAGAAAAAGCUAGCACAAGCUACAAAAGUGGACAAAGGUGCACAUGUGAAUGAAGAGGACUUCUUAUUGUUGGAGCUUUUGGACUGGUUUAAGACUUCCUUUUUUCAUUGGGUAAAUAGUCUUCCUUGCAGCAGGUGUGGUGGGCAGACAGAGCCUAAAAGUGACUACCUGUUGCCUACUGAUGAUGAUCUAAGGUGGGAUGCCAGUCGAGUGGAAAACCAUUACUGCAACCAGUGUCAGCUCUGUAAUAGAUUCCCAAGGUAUAACAACCCUGAAAAACUUCUGGAAACCAGACGUGGGCGCUGUGGCGAGUGGGCCAACUGUUUUACACUGUGCUGCAGAGCUGUUGGGUUUGAAGCAAGAUAUGUCUGGGACUAUACAGAUCAUGUGUGGACUGAAGUAUAUUCUUCGUCUCAGAAAAGAUGGCUUCACUGUGAUCCUUGUGAAAAUGUCUGUGAUAAGCCUCUACUCUAUGAAACUGGCUGGGGAAAGAAGCUCUCUUACAUAAUUGCAUUCUCCAAAGAUGAGGUUGUUGAUGUCACCUGGAGAUACAGCUGCAAACAUGAGGAAGUACUCUCUAGAAGGACAGCACUCAGCGAGGCUACACUGCGAGAGACAAUUAAUGCGCUAAACAGAACGAGACAAAAGUCUUUGUCAGAAAAUAGAAAAAGAGAGCUCCUGGAAAGGACUAUUGUGGAACUUGUUGAGUUUAUUUCUCCGAAAACACCUAAACCUGGAGAAUAUGGUGGAAGGACAUCAGGCUCACUGGCUUGGCGAGUAGCCAGAGGUGAAAUUGGACCAGAGAAAAGAAAAGAAGUAGUUUUUAUUCCCUCUGAAAAGGAGAAGACAUCUAAACUGUUCCAUCUCACCUACAAUGUAAUAGACGAUAGCUACACACGCAUUUCCAAUAACAAUGAAAAAAUAAGUGGCUGGGAAGCAGGUGUUUGGAAGGCAGAAUCUAUGUGGAGAAAGGUUGAAACAGAUUGGAAAAUGGUUUAUUUAGCCCGAAAAGAAGGGUCAUCCUCUGCUUCCAUCAGCUGGAAGUUUGAGUGCAAGUCAGUUGGUCUAAAAAUAGGUAACAUUUCAGUUAGGACAAGCAGUCAAACAUUUCAGAGUGGAAGAAUACAGUGGAGACUUUGCUCUCCUACAGCAGAAAUUGCUCUGAUAGGAGAUAAAAAUCUGUGCUCCUAUUCAGAUUUUUCUGGAGCAACGGAAGUUAUGUUGGAAGCGGUUCUAAGUGGAGGGGAUGGUGGAGCUGCAUGGCAACACACACAGCUGUUCAGAGAGAGCUUAACAGGAUGUGGGGAAAAUUGCUUGGAGAUAAUUAUAAAACUCAGUGACCUCUGAGAAUCUGAACUGCAGAAACGUACUUUGGAUUCCUUGAAGACAUCAUACCAUGGAUACAACAUGAAGAUUUGGUUGGCAAUUGCUCUUCAUCCUGCUGGCAGCUUAUUUCCUGUUUCACUGCCUCCAUUAAACCAACUUGAAACUGCACGUGUAUUGAAUAGGUAAACAUCACAAUGAAAACCUCUUUGCUAUAAAAACACACACCAAAAUUAAGGGAUUGAACCAUAAAGUACCCUUAAAUUUUACAGUGAAAAGGAAACAGUUUUUUGGAAGCAAAACAUGAUCACAGAAGCACAAAGCAAUUGUAAUUGAUUUUCAUUUGGAGUUUUGGGAUUGGCUUGCUGAUUUUUUUGGGUUUUUAUAAUCUACGUGGAAAAACACGUAGAAUUUGAAUUCUGUUUUCCAAUUACAACAGAUGCUUAUGAUGAUUUUAAAAUAUUUUAAACAAUAUUAGAGGAUUUAGAAGUUUUUUUAAAAAGUUGAUUUUGUGUAGUAUCCAGAAGUGCUGAAAUUAAGUUAAUUUCAAGAUUGCUUCAAAAUUUCCUUUUUAAAUGUCUAAGUAUUAAACCUGUGUUUAAUACUGAGAACUAUUUGGAAGCAUGAUGAUUGCUGGGAAAAUAACCUCAUUUGAAAGAAGUGUUCAUUAUAUACCUAAAAUUGUCACGGCCUGUGAUAUGAAAUUGAGGCUUAAAACUGAGUAAGAACAUCUUAUUUUUUUCUAUGAAAAAAUAGGUUCUUCAUUAUAAAUACUUUUUAAUGAUAUUAAUUCAGAUUUACUUAAUAAAUCUUUUAAGAAGUAGGCAUGUAGGUUGAAAUUCUUUUAAGCUAUUGUCUUGACUUCCUUUAAAUACCAUUCCCAAAUUUGAUGUAAAAGUAUAUCCAUUUUUUUCUGUUCAGUUAAUGCAGUGUUUAAAUUUAUUUUCUGUCAAUAUAAUGAAAAAUACUAUUCAGGAGAUGUCAGAUUUUGCAGUGCUAUGAAUAAAGCAUGGAGUGAAUGUUCAGAUGAGAUAGUCUUUAUCAAAUGAGGCAGUCUUUAUCAGAAUGUUAGGAAGGCCAUGUAUGGAUUAUACAAGAGAUUUUCUAUUAUAGAACUAAAAUGCAAAGCUCAAACUAUGGUUUUAUUUUAAAAUAAGUGAGAGAGUUAAGGAUGAUGUUUUCAAGAUCACUAUUUUUAAAGAUUUUCUUCCUUUUUCUGACCUUUCCAACCUCUGUAUUGAUUUGAAGUGUUUGUCAAAAAUAGUUUAUGUCGAAAUAAAAUGUUUGCUGACCUUUCAACAAAUCUAAGCAAAUAUAAAACUAUUCAGAUUUUAUUAGAAAACUGCAUAUUCACACUGAACACAGGCAUCUUAAAAAUAGUAGAUUAUGGCAGCUCAGAAGUGACAGAGCAAUGUGUGAUGGAUUAUAUAGUUUACUUCAGAAUGUAAAUGGAGAGUUUAUGAGAGGAAUUAGAAGAGUUUCUCCACCAUAAUACAGAAAAACACAGUGGCAGGGUACUGUGUUGUACAUACUGGAAGGGUGUUUAUGCUUGACUAAUGCAAAGGGAAUUUGCCAGUCUCCAUUUAAAACUACUGUAUUCAGUUUCAGUUAAAUGCUUUUUCUGAGAUUUUGAGUGGGAACCUGACAGAAAACUAUUUCAGGCCAAUAUGGACACUACAUUGGAAGAAAAAAUGAAAAGGAAGACAAUUCAGGUGCCACCGAUCAACAAAAAUGUUUCCAUUUAAUAUGUCAAUAGCUGAAAAAAAUACUGCUUUAAGGCAGAAACUGUUUUUGCAGUGUAUUACUUAAGAGGACCUUGAGGAAUUGCAGAGUUCCUUAACUGCAUCUGAUAAUUUGAAAUCAAAAGGCCAAAUAAAUUUAAAAGUAGCAAGAUGAAGUAAUUUUCUCAUAAUUUUGGUCAGAAUUUCUGGCAGAAGAGUAAUACCUGCAGAUAACUUAAAACAAUAAAGUAAUUGAAGUCCAUUUUUUUUUUUAAGUUUGAAUUAAAAAGAUGGAAAAAUGCCAUGCCAGUCUAAUUAACAAAGAAGUACUUGUGUAUUUAUAAGAUCACAUGCAAUGAAUAGAAGUGCUUAUUUUCGGAAAGAAUUAAUAAGUAAAACACUCAGGCUGAAUGGAGCUAAUAUGAAAAAUUCAAAUGGAACUCCUUCAGUUGUCUUUUGGAGUACCCUAUAAAUAGUGAACACUUUGAAUCUCUUCAUACAUAAGCUGUUUUAAAGGCACUAAUUUCCUCUGUUGAUCUCCAUUUCAGCCCAACUCUUAAUACAUUUAAAUUUUUUUUUAACCAGAGGUAAUUCCUCAUCCACAUUUGUUUACCUUACAGUAUCCUGAAUUUGCAGUGUUACAUGAUGGAAUGAUCUGUGCUGCAAUCUGCUCUAAAAGUAUCAUUUUUAAGUUAUGCUGGCAAUGGUACCACACUGGGUAAGUGGUAGAUAUUGAUCAGGGCAUGUGUAGAUAGAAGUCAGUGCUUAUUCAACUUUUUACAAGUUUGAGGAGGUAGAGAUUAUAUGAGGAAAUUAAAGCUCUGUUGCCUAGAAGUGUAUGGCUUAAUACAGAUAAAAUCAGCAAUGUUUUCUAGGUUCCAGCUUAGUCAGGUACAUUUUAAAGAACGACUGGCUGUCCACUGUACCAUCCAUGGUUGCCUUCCAAGGUUGCACUGAGAUGUAACAGUGAAAUCUUUUCUGUUAAAGUUUACAUAAAUACUGUACUCCCCAAUUAACACUUGGAAACUAAUUUUGGGUUGCAUGGUUUCCAACAGAACUAUGUGGGAGCUGUGCACGGAAUUCCUCCUUUCAAACAAGGAUUUGUUGUACUGUUGUCUGUCUAGAGUUGAUCAUCCUGCUGUUGAUUUCUUCAUAUCCUGUUUUGACACUUAAUGCUUAGUAAUUUCCUACACUCCAGGAAGUUGCUGGGAAGAUGUAUCCUUAAAAUAUAUUAAGGAAGGCCCUUCUAGGCAGUGUGGAAAGCAAGAAGAGGUACAAAGCACAGGUAUGCAGGAAUCAAACAAACUUCAGUGUAAAUUAUGUAACUUACAGUGAGAAGUACGUAGUGAAAACUGUCUUGUCUGAUCUAUGAAAAUCUGUCUCCUUACCUUAUCUGUUAUCCUUGGAAGAUUUUCCACAUAUAGUGGGUUGGAUUUAAGAUAUAAUCCUUAUUAUGCGCAACAUCAGGAAAUGUAGAACACUAAAAAUAAAGUGUGUUUGUCUCCAUAGUGCGGUGGAAUGAAAACAGAUGGCAGGCAGCACAUAUGGCUGCCAGAAGCUGGGAACACCCAUUUGCAGAGUUCUUGCAGCUCUAAACAAAACAAGCCAAAACAAAGGAACUCCAAGAGGGGCAGAGAUUGUUCCAAGGAGAUAUCAGGCUAUCUGUCCUCUUCUCCAUGCCCACACUCCUCAUUUUUUACCUUUGGUUGCUCAAGCUAGAAAUGGAAGUAUACUACUAGUUAAGAAUUUAAUGGACCUCCUUAGUAAUUAUCAAAACUUAGUAUUUCUUAAGUGUAGGCAUUAUUUAAAAUAAAUCUCUGAUUUCCAUUGUAGGUUCAAACCUCCGUGUUUGGACAAAAUUCGAAGUUCUGCCAAUGUUAUCCAAGCAAUUCAAUAACAUUAAAAAAAGUGUCAAUAUUGAAGGGACUUCUGUAUCUCAGCUUCUCAUAUCAUAUGGAUGGUUGAGAAGGAAAUUGCAGACACAAUUCCUUAAACAUAGUUGCUGGAAUAGACUUAGGUCCUUUCUAUACUUUGAAUAUUUUAGGAGAAUUUAUUCAACUUUAAUGACAGUAUUCAGUUUAUCUGGUACUGGUUCUGAAGGUUCUUUAAGGGGUACUACUGUUGCAAGCAAUGCUUUAUGCCUUGUGCCUUAUGGCCUCUCUAAAGAGUAGUCAGUGAUGUAAUGUAUAUUAUGUGUGCCUAUAUGAUCCUUGGUCAUAUAGUUGUCAACAUGAGCAGAAGGGAAGAGCAGUAAUACCUGGGACAAUUUGGGGCUUUUUAUGCUAAUCUUGGAUAUUUAAUCCAAGCAGAAGGACAGUAGAGUAAAAAAAAAAGUCUUCAGUAGAUUGGAACAGUUCCUUUUUUACUAAAAUUUUUGAUAUCAAAGAACAGAAUUUUGAGACCUCCCAGCCUAUAUUAUGGAACUUGGGAAUGACCAAUUAACAAGGCAAGGUCAAAUAUAUGUAUUUUAAGUGCACAGGUAUUAUGAAGUGUGUAAAGGCUUAAAUGUGACUGGGAAUAAGACAACAAUUAUUUUCUCCAUUGUUAACAUUUUUGUUCUUAUUCUUGUGCUUGGGGGCUUUUUUUUAUGGUAAGCUUUGUAAUUAGGCUUUAGCUUUGUUUAUGAUUAGCCUGCUUCAGUUUCUGCAGCUUUAUUUUUUUCUCAUCUAAUUUAAAAUACAUUUUAAUUUGCUUUAAGUUAUGUACACAAUUGCAGCUGUAUGGUAAAAUACACUAUGACAAAAAAUAAGUUGGUUCAUUUAUUUGGUAAAAGGAGGUGAAAGGGAUGGAUUGAAAAUAUUCAAACUCAGCAGAAAAAAAAAGCAAUAGUAAUUAAAAUUGAUGAUACCCAGAAACCAACAAAAUUAUGAGGACUUAAUAAAAUUUUAUGGCAAAAGAAAAUGUAAUGGACUACAUAAACUGGUGCUGGCAAAAGUAGCUUCCAAUGACUGACCCUGGUUUUGAGACAUUUUAAUGUGUUUAUUUGUAUUUAGUUCCCUGAAUGUUUUCAGUAGAAGAAAUUUGCUGAGACUAGUGAACAGCUUUUUUUGAAAAUCGGUCUGAGAUAUAAGGAAUAUCUGGGUUUAAAUAUUUUCUAUUUUUUACUAGUUUAAGCUAUAGAAAUAAUUUUAAAAUUAAAAAUUUUAAACAGGAUCCCACUUGUUCUAGAUAAUUCCUUCCUUUAUUCCAGUGAAUAAUCUGGAUCUUUGAUUUUUGAAAAAGUGUGUUUAAGGAUAAAUUGUAACCAAGAAACUUUAGGUCCAAUUAUCUGUAAGGAUGUGAGAUUUCAGUGUGGCAUUGAGCACCUGCUUAGACUUAAAGGACUGAGUCUCCCAUUAGAGGGCUUAUAAAAUGGGGGAAAGAUGAUUUCACUGUGCAUUUUGAUGGUGAUGUUUCAGUGUAUGUUCUGUUCACUUGAUCCUUUUAUUACAUGAUGCUGAGUUAUUUCAUAUCCUUAGAGCUUCAGUAAUAUACUGUAUUAUCCCUGAAGUCCCAGGGGAACAUAAUUUCCCCACCAAAAAUCAUCAGCCAGCAGCUUAUCUGUGUUGCAAAUCAACAGGAAGUGCUGGACUUGCUUUAGAUAAGCAGUUUGGAUAACAAUAUACAGACUCUCCUGUGGAACAGUCAUAAGGAAACCAGCUGACCUAAGGGAAUGAAGACAUCUGAGAGCACUGUUUAAGCACUCGAACUAAAGUAGGUGGAAUAGCUCGUCACAGUCUCUUAGAGCAAAUGGAAACAGCAGCCAAGUACAGAAUGGAAAGAGAGAGCCUCGCUUCUCGCCUCUGCAUUAUUACCGCUGUGAAGAGAAGGGGGGAAGGUAAUAGAAUGUAUGUGUGUCCAUGCUUGCCUUAUCAGAAGUCAAAAUAACAUAGGCUGCAGCAGCUUUUACUUAUAGCCAAAGUGCCAGGGAAAUGCAUGGCAUAUUAAAAAGCGAAGUUCACUACUGGCAAAAAGGAUGUAAAACUUUAUUGGCCAAAAAGGAAGUGCCUGGUUUUGGACUGCAUUAAGAAUAGUGGUGCUGCUCUGGUUUGGUUUAGUAUGAUGCAUGCCCAAAACUGGUUUUGAUUUGUGUUUUCUUUUGUUAGGUUGUGUAGGUUGGAGUUUCUGCCUGAGUUUGCUGAUUUCCAUGAUGUUAGCAAUAAUGAUUUAAAAGAAAACAGUCCCAUUUCCCCAAUUCCCCUCCCCCCAAAAACUAAAACAAAACAUUCAAAAUAAAAAAUAAAAACACCCCUACUAAGGAUGUAGGAACACAAACAGGAAGUGUUUGAGUCUGCGGUUUAAUUUUAACACUAGAGGAUGGAAAAAAUUUAAGAUCAACGCUAAUUAAUAAAUGUCAAAUUUGCAUCAUUUGGGGAGUUGUUUAGAAAAGUGAAUCGUUUCCUUUUCUUUUAAUAAAUAUUUUUUGAAAGGAAUUUUUAUCAUUAUGGAGCCUUUCAAAACAGAACCUUUGGAAGGUCUGUGUCAGUACUAUGCAUGAUCUGCCUUUAUAAGUUGUCUCAGCCUCGACAACAUUAUUAGUCAUAUCAGUUCUUCCUCUACACUUCAAAGUCUGUAUAUGAUAAUAGUAUUUUUAAGAUACACUUUUUUUUUAAUAACGGUGAAGCCCCAGAAGUCAUAUCCAGUGCAACCAACAUUGCAGUUUUUCUUGACUAUGCACUGUAACUAUAUGCUCUGCAACGUCAUUUUGUAGUUUUAUUUCACAUUUUAAGGCUUGCUAGUAAUUCAUAUUUGUACACUAGCUUAUUGAUGGAAAAAAAAGUCACAGAAAGAUACAAAGAAAUGGGCUUUCAACCCAGCAUAAGAAUUAACUUUCUGAAGACACAGAGACUUACAUGCGUUUCUGGCCCACAGAAACAAAAUCUGUGAUAGGAAACAGACUAAGAAACAUUUCUCAGAAUACAUUUACCUUUUCUACUUUUGAUUUCAUUUAUUUCACAUACAGGAACUGAUUACCAGUUGUGAGGAAAUUCAAGUUUUUGUAAGUAUGUAAGAAAAAUACAAGGUCCAUCUGUGAACAGAGCAUGGAGGCAACAUACAUACCAGUGAAAGAGUGGCUGAAAGAUUUUGGAUGUUGAAAAAAUAAUAUAAUUCAUUUCUAAAUUUCAUGAGAUUUACUGGCUUGUGAUCACCAAUUCAGUGGAAAUCAACUAGAACCUAUUCUGUUCCAAGGAUUGAAUUUUAAAUUCAUAACUGGGGACUAUUUUAUUGAAAAAGUUGUAUGGAAGGGACACUCCAGUGAUGUAGUGUUACUUGUGAGUGGAGCAGGAGUAACUAUGAGCAGAACUGGUCAGUGUCUUUUGUGUUUAACACACAUUAGAAGGAGAAAACCAGGACUAGCACUACAUACUAGCAUUACCUAUAUUAGUGGUGAGAUGGAAGAUUCUAUAGUGAAGCAUAAGCAGAUGUUUUGUCCACCUUUUGGAAGAUUCAUUUGUUUAACCUGUGAUAUCAAGUGUCUCCUGAGGUAACCCUCACUGUUGUGUUCACUCUUAAAAGCCCUUCCAAAUUUCCCCUUUUCUAAACUAGUAGUUUCCAUCCUUUGAAGCAGUGUCUACAGUGGUGAUCAAGGCAACUUCACAGUCACUUGUAGGUAAGAUCUGGAGGCUUCCUCACCAUCCCUGGAUUCUGUCCUCCUCUCUCUUCCCUGUUAUAUCACCGGCUUACCCCAAACCCAUACAGCCUCCCUGUAUUCCCUAGUUCAUGACAGCUGCUGUUCCCUCUCUGGUGGGCAGUGGGAGAAACCAUGAGCAGCAUUGUCUGCUGAGGGAGUUCCUUGAAUGUGGUCCUCUAAAUGUUCCACAGUCUUCAUUGUCGGAAGAUUUUGUCCAUCUCUUUUAUGAUUUCAUUUCCUACCUGCUUUUCGUGUUGUGUCAUGUGUUGCCCCACUCCCCAUGGCAUACUCAUAGGACAGCUGAAGCCUCAGCCUUUAUCAUUCCAGUAAUGUGUCUCUCACUGGUAUCCUCCUAUGUUCCCAGUGUUCUGGUUCCCAGCAAGUCUGCUGGCCACCGAGAGUAGCCUGGUGCAGGCCUGGUAACAUAGGCCUUUCCUCAUCAUUUUGAGACCUAAUGUCGUCCAGAAGCCUGAGACGUGACAGAGGUGUUGUAGGGCCCACAAAGCAGAGGGAAGUAGCUGCUACUGUAAGGGAAGGCUUUUAGGACCAACAUUACAACCUAGUGUUUUAGUAUGUUAUUGCAUAUAGUUCAAAAGGGCAAUGAGGCUCCUGACCAAACUAAUAAACAGAUUUUACUUUAUGGGAAAUUUUUUCUCCACACCCCAUAGAAACAUUACAGAAGGACAACUGAAGGAAUUGCCAUGGAAAUUCAAAGAACUGAGUGAAUGGCUAUGCAUUAAGUUUGCAUGCUGUGCUACAGGUAUCUGUUGUAAGGUUAUGAAUGCUGUUAUACAUUCAAUAUAACUCCAGAGAAUAACUCAAGCAAAUGCUGAAUUGAGAACAAUAUUUUCAUUUCAUGUCUUUUUGAAAGAUUAACUAUUGCUUUUUUGCAAAGACCGGUUGGAGUGGAAAUGCAAAACACAGCAUUCACACCAUUAACAUGCUAAUUCAUUAGGAGGGAAUUGAAAAAGUAGUUUCACCUAUUUUAUUUGCAUGUCCCUGCUAGUCUGUUACAGAACCUGUUAGGCCACCAUGCCCAUGGCUUAGUUAACAACUCUGGAGGGAGCAUCAGCCUUAGGGAUCUUGGGAUGUCCCACCACGUACAGCAUGGGAGUAGCAUAGAUCAGGGGUGGAAUGACAGGCACUGCAAUCUUCCUGUUUGUAAAACAUGGGUAAGUGAUCAUAAAUUAGCAGGGCAGAUGUAAGCAUUAAGCAGGAGCUGGAGGGAGGCAUGGGAGUGCUGUGUUCCACUUGUGCACUCCAUUGGGAGAAUGUCUGUUGUACGGGCAGCUUGGGAGUGCUGUGUGCUGUGCCUGGCUAAGGAGAUGUUUGGCUUUGUGGCUAAAAGCAGUCGUGCUGGUUUGGUGAAGCAACUCAGAGCUGAAGUGUGUGCCAUGGAAUUUGUGUGAGUGCUGCAGCUUGUGCUACGUUCCCGUGGGUUGGUUAAUGUGCCUGCCUCUGUGGCCUGUGACUGUGCUCUGUCUUUAUUGUAAUCAAAGAGAUGAUGUGGCUCUGGCUUUGUUGUACUUCAACAACAACGAUCAGGAAAGAAAGCAUUGUUUGCUCUGCAUUCUCUUCAGUUCUGCACAGCAACUCAAAAUUACUAUCUUUAAUUAUUUGGGAGAAUGGACUGUUUGAUUGGAAAGCUGAGGAAAACUUAAAGAUUGGAGAUUUAAAUGUUGCAAAGAACCAUACGUAUGUAAUUGAUCUCUUCAACUUUAGCUAUUCUAUGACUUCAAGUAAUUUCAUUGUGUUUUCAGCCUUUAUGCCAGUGUGCUCUUUCAUCGUCAUUACUCAUGUCCCAGAGAACUGAAUCCAACAUAUUUUGGGAGACAUGAUAGAAAAUAAUGAGCAAUUGAAAAAAAAAAAAACAGGUUAGCAAACCAGUGGAAUUCUCAUGCUUGAGAACUAACAAGUGACU
Prinia subflava (tawny-flanked prinia) is the source of this 11221-nucleotide messenger RNA. RefSeq names its product N-glycanase 1 (gene NGLY1). The record is from RefSeq and is a predicted model, not a curated record. Gene Ontology annotation, molecular function: peptide-N4-(N-acetyl-beta-glucosaminyl)asparagine amidase activity. Gene Ontology annotation, biological process: protein deglycosylation; protein quality control for misfolded or incompletely synthesized proteins; glycoprotein catabolic process. NCBI's taxonomy places the organism in Eukaryota, Metazoa, Chordata, Aves, Passeriformes, Cisticolidae. Gene Ontology annotation, cellular component: cytosol; nucleus; cytoplasm.